AUGACUUAUUACCCCAUCCGCCGUUACACAACGCAAGCCUCACCACUCACUAGGCCUCAUCUUAACCACCCAAAGCCUCAGCUGCUUCCUCGACGCCGUCAGAGGACUGAAAAACAGCACCACACUCUGCGGGGCCUGAUCAAGAUUUUAAGUGGGUCGAUGACCGUGAACAAAGUCAGCACUCGGCCUACAGCACACCCGGGCGGAGGCAGGGGUGCGCCGGGCGACCCCUGCACGCGGGCGGCGGCCGGCGCCCGGGUUACCUGCGGGGUCAGCGCGCGCUCCCGCCGGGCGCGGGACCGGGGGCGCGCCGAGGCGGCGGAGCAGGCCGGGCCCGACUCGCGGGCGCUCGGCCGGCGCCGGGGGGCUCCGUCCCGUUUGGCCGCCGCACUCGCAUCCCUGCGCGCCUCCCCGGCCCGCUCCCCCAAGAGAACAGGGCAAAGGGGCGACUAUUACCCAGUAAUAGCGCCCCGCACAGUCGCAACAAUGCGGGCGAGGAACCCGGGAGCCGCGGGCAGGGAACCGGAAAGCAGAGAGCCCGGCUCCGCGGCUCCUUCAGCGCGCGAGCCCAGUACUUUACUUGAGAGAACGAGUCCGGGGCAAGCGACGCUCGGGGUAGAAGUGAUCCCGAGGGGGCGGGGGAGAGAGGGCACGGGUCCGGGCGCCCCGCGGGGGUCGCCGCCCGAGGAGAGGCGAGGUUCGCACGCCCGGCCACCCGGGGCCGCCCGCCGACCCGGCUCCGCGGCCCGACCGCCAUUCCGCCCAGCCGCGGCUCGGCGGCUCAGGCCUCGCCCGGCGCCUGGGCUCGGCCGCCGCGGCCCCAGUCACUGCGACACCGCGGCUCCGGGCCGGGCCUGCGCCGCCGACUCUCCUCGGCCCCGGCGCCGUCGACACUCACCCGCAUUUCCCGGGUGCCUAAAUGGCUCCGGCGACGUCUCCACCUGGUCGCUGGGCCCUGCCCCGGUUAAAUCCCCGUCCCGCCAAGGUCUCGCCGCGUCCCUCAGCCGCCGGGGCUGCCCCGCCUGGAGCUGCGUGCGACACGGCUCCCGCCUCCUCCUCCUCCCUGCCCGCCCGCCGGCCCUCCUCCCGCCGCCGCCGCCGCCGCCGCCUGCACCACGCAACCUCCGCCCUCUAGCCUUUCCUCCGCCGCUCCCCGCCCUCCCCGCCUCACCGGCUACGGCUCCCGUGGGGAAGAAGCUGGUGGGGGAGGGCCGGAACGCACCGCCAUCGGCGUCCGGGGCGGGGGAACCGGGAAACCGUCGCCGCCAUCUCCCCACCAGCCCGCGGCGCGGGAGGGGCCCGGAAACCUCCCGCCCGCCGGCGGCCCCGUCCCCCGGCCCCCCAGCGCCACCGAGGACCCGCUCGCGGGGCUGUUCUCUACCUGAAAGCCCGCGGCCCCUGGCUCCGAACCCCGGCGCCCUCCCCGACCGGGCGCAGCGGAUCCUCCUCCAGCCGCCGGGGCUGCCCCGCCUGGAGCUGCGUGCGACACGGCUCCCGCCUCCUCCUCCUCCCUGCCCGCCCGCCGGCCCUCCUCCCGCCGCCGCCGCCGCCGCCGCCUGCACCACGCAACCUCCGCCCUCUAGCCUUUCCUCCGCCGCUCCCCGCCCUCCCCGCCUCACCGGCUACGGCUCCCGUGGGGAAGAAGCUGGUGGGGGAGGGCCGGAACGCACCGCCAUCGGCGUCCGGGGCGGGGGAACCGGGAAACCGUCGCCGCCAUCUCCCCACCAGCCCGCGGCGCGGGAGGGGCCCGGAAACCUCCCGCCCGCCGGCGGCCCCGUCCCCCGGCCCCCCAGCGCCACCGAGGACCCGCUCGCGGGGCUGUUCUCUACCUGA
This is a messenger RNA of Lipotes vexillifer (Yangtze River dolphin), 1833 nucleotides long. RefSeq names its product collagen alpha-1(I) chain-like. The coding region runs from base 1 to 1833 and encodes 610 amino acids. NCBI's taxonomy places the organism in Eukaryota, Metazoa, Chordata, Mammalia, Artiodactyla, Lipotidae. The transcript is spliced from 5 exons. The record is from RefSeq and is a predicted model, not a curated record.